AUGAGAGUUUGGGGACGAUUGGGUCGCGAGGAAAUGGGGAUUUUCUCGAAAAACAGUGGGGAUUUUCCAGGCGUUUCUCGAGAAAUGCACCCGCAAGGAGAAUAUACAAAGAGCACUGGGAGUGGUGGGAAGAAGAGGGGCCCAGCUCAACUGCGGGUUUUCAAUUUGGGAAAUACUUCACCCGUGCCGGUUUCAGACCUUGUGAGCAUUUUAGAUAGGCUCUUGAAGGUGAAGGUCAAGAGACAUAUCAUGAAGUUGCCACGAAAUGGGGAUGUCCAGUUUACUCACGCCAAUAUCAGCUUGGCUGAGAGGGAACUUGGUUAUAAGCCCUCAACGGAUCUGCAGACGGGCUUGAAGAAGUUUGUGAGGUGGUAUCUCAAUUACUAUUCUGGUGGGAAAAAGGCUGCCGGCUGA
Molecule: messenger RNA, 414 nt
Organism: Carya illinoinensis
Lineage: Eukaryota; Viridiplantae; Streptophyta; Magnoliopsida; Fagales; Juglandaceae
Product: UDP-glucuronate 4-epimerase 3-like
Exons: 2
Coding region: 1-414 (137 amino acids)
Source: RefSeq, a predicted model, not a curated record